AUGAGUAUAUUACUUGUUCUUCCACUUAUAAUGGCUCAAAUAGCACAACCAUUGCUUAUUCGUCAAAUUGUUCUGUGCAUUGAAGAUCAAUCAGGAUUACCAUCGUACGCUGGUUACCUAUGUGGUCUUGCUCUUUUCACUUCUUGCAUAGUGCAAGCCAUUGUUUCUGAACAAAUCUUUUUUCGAAAUGGUCGUACUGGUAUGCGAAUUCGUAAUAGCUUAUCAUCUGCCAUCUAUAAACAUUUGUUGACAACUAAUACUGCAACUCUUCACAAGACUACUGCUGCUCAGAUGAUCAAUUUAGUUGCCAAUGAUGCCAGUAAAUUUGAAGAACUUAGUAUGUUCAUUCAUACUCCACUACUGGCAACUAUGGAAGCGCUUGCGGCUUUUGGUCUGAUUUUUUGGCACAUUGGUUUACCAACAAUAUUCGGCUAUGCAGUACUGGUUUUAUUAAUACCUAUACAAUUCAUUUUCAGUCGACAGUUCAGUCGAUACCAAAAUAUUACAAUGAAAUGUACAGGCAAACGUGUGCAAACGAUCAAUGAACUUGUCAAUGGCUGCCAAAUUAUUAAAAUGUAUAAUUGGGAAAAAGCGAUGGAACAACGAGUACAUGAAACACGUCUACGUGAACUUUCGAACAUUUACAAAGUUAGCUGCUUAAGAGCUCUCAAUGUCGCUUUUGCUUUUACAUCAUUACCUUUGAUUUCUCUUGCUACAUUCGGUGGUAGUUGGUUACUGGGUCAAACUUUGCUGCCAGAAAAUAUAUUCACAACAGUAGGCUUUUUCGUCAUGGUCCGAGUUCCAGUAACAAUUUGGUUACCCAGUGCGAUUGAAAAAUUCAGUGAGGCUCGUGUUUCUGCAAGACGAAUCGAUCAGUUUAUGCAACUCGAUACGUUGUCCAAUAAACGUGAAAAAAUGGAAAAUGAAAACGAACAUCAUGCAAUCAUAAUGGAAGAUGCAUGCUUUUCUUGGAAAAAUACUCCUUCUUUGUUUUCUCUCAAUCUCAAAAUUAGAAAUGGGAAUUUAGUUGGUAUAAAAGGUUCAAUUGGUGCUGGCAAAUCAACCUUACUUGCUGCUAUUCUAAAUGAGAUUAAUCUUGUAAGUGGCAAAUUACAACUGCAUGUUAAAUCAAUUUCAUAUGCUCCACAAUCAGCAUGGAUAUUUGCUGCCACUAUUCGAGCUAAUAUUCUUCUUGGUAAACCAAUGAUUGACGAACGUUAUAAGAGUGUAAUAAAAGCAUGUUGUCUUGAUAUCGAUCUAGAGAAUUUUGGUGAAGUUGGUGAUUUAUUGAUAAUUGGUGAUAAAGGUGUCAGUUUGAGUGGUGGACAAAGAGCUCGUAUGUCUCUUGCUCGUGCUUUGUAUGCCGAUGCUGACUUAUAUUUACUCGAUGAUCCACUUGCUGCUGUGGAUCCAAAGGUGGCAAAGCAUAUCUUUGAUCAAUGUAUUGGUCCUCGUAGUUUCCUUCGUGGAAAAACUCGAAUAUUGGUUACACAUCAAACACAUUUUUUAGUUGAAACAGACCAAAUAUAUCUCAUGACAAAUGGUCAAAUUGAAGAAUUGCAGAUAGAACAAAUACCUACAAUGGAACUGUCGAAUGAUACAUCAGCAACAGAAUCAUCUAACAACAAGGAAACAGACUGGGUACCUAAUUCUGCUAUAGCUGAUAUGAAUUCAAUUAUCAAGAAUGAGACAUCAGUUGAAGGUGCCAUCAAGUGGAGUGUUUGGCUAAAAUUAUUUACUGCACCACCUUUACGAUGGUUUGGUUUAUUUCUGAUGAUUAUUUUUAUGCUCAUUAACGAAGCUGUGUACGACUUUUCAAAUGUUUGGCUUGCUAUGUGGUCAGAUAAAGAUUAUAGCGAACAACGAUUAUCAUUUUAUGCUUAUAUCUAUCUGGGAGCUGUUAGUUCUAUAUUGAUCGUAGCGAUCAUACGUGUUGGUUUUGGCUUUUAUAUUAUGCUGCGUGGUUCGACCUAUUUACAUAAUCGAAUGCUCACAGGUAUGUUGUAUACUUCAUUACGUUUCUUUGAAAGUAAUCCAAGUGGACGAAUCUUGAAUCGAGCGAGCAAAGAUCAACAAGUAUUAGAUCAAUCAUUACCAGUAGCUUUAAUUGAUACUAUGCAAUAUCUUCUGAUGAUUAUUGGUUCUAUUACAGUCAUUGGAAUGACUAACCUAUGGGUACUUCUAAUUCUCAUUCCUUUGAUUCCUUCAGUUUUAUGGCUUCGUCGAUUUUACAUGCGUUCAAGUCGUCAACUCAAACGACUCGAAAGUGUAACACGUAGUCCUAUUUAUACGCUCUUCUCAUCAUCAUUUGAUGGGCUCACUAGUAUUCGUGCAUUUAACGUUCAAGACGAUUUUUUAAAUAUGUUUAUGGACAGAAUUGAUACCAACUCACGAGCUUACAUUAUUCUCUCUACGUCUGCAUAUUGGUUUGGUCUACGACUCGAUGUUAUGGUAUCCUUUCUCACGUUGAUUACCGCUCUACUUGCAGUAUUUUUUCGUCAUCAAAUUUUACCGUCAGCAGCAGCACUUAGUUUCAUAUAUUGCAUCAGUUUAACAGGUCUCUUUCCAUGGGCUAUGCGACAAUCAGCCGAAGCUGAAAAUUCCAUGACUAGUGCAGAACGUAUUCAUGAAUAUAGUCAACUAGUACUAGAAAGUCGACAGAAUAGUAACGAGAAUCAUGUUCUUAUUCAACCAGCAGAGGAUUGGCCUUCUCGUGGUAUUAUCGAAUUUAAAGACUAUACUUUUCGCUAUCGCCCAGAACUUGAUUCGGUACUUAAAAAUAUUAAUCUACGAAUUGAAUCUAAGGAAAAGAUUGGCGUUAUUGGUCGAACAGGUGCUGGCAAAUCAUCUCUUCUUCAAGCUCUCUUUCGACUUGUUGAUCAAUCAGCAAUCAAUGGAACUAUACUCAUUGAUAAUAUCGAUAUUGGACGUCUUUCACUUCAUCAUCUUCGUUCUCAUCUAAGUGUUAUUCCACAAGUACCCAUACUUUUCUGUGGUACACUUCGGUAUAAUAUCGAUCCAUUCGAACAAUUUUCAGAUGAAGAAUGUCUUACAGCACUUGACGCUGUUCAACUCAGACAAUUAGUGCGCAAUCAUCCCGAUGGAAUUCAUCUAUUAGUAGCUGAAUCGGGUGUUAAUUUAAGUGCUGGUGAACGUCAACUGAUUUGUGUAGCUCGAGCCAUUUUGAAGAAGAGUCGUAUAUUGCUGAUUGAUGAGGCUACAGCAAAUGUUGAUCAUGCAACCGACAGGAUGAUUCAAGAGGUGAUCGCUGACAAGUUUCGCGAUCGUACCAUUCUAACGAUUGCUCAUCGAUUGAAUACAGUCGCUAAUAGUGAUCGAAUUAUUAUGUUACAACAAGGAGAAGUUGUCUAUUUCGAUGUGCCUAGUAAUAUUCAUCUAACUUAA
Adineta steineri is the source of this 3405-nucleotide messenger RNA. NCBI's taxonomy places the organism in Eukaryota, Metazoa, Rotifera, Eurotatoria, Adinetida, Adinetidae. The record is from the annotation of a GenBank genome assembly.